AUGUCGCAACAAAUACAAGAUGCGGAGGAAGCGUUGGCGGCCAGGAAGCGGCAACUAUGGAAUCAUUUCAUUGCCGGAGGUGUGGCUGGUGCAGUAUCACGCACGUGCACCGCGCCGCUGGAUCGGCUCAAGAUGAUCUUCCAAUCACAGGCCGGCGACACUCGCAUGGGUGUCAUCAACGGCUUCAAAUACAUGCGCGACGAGGGCGGCAUGCGAUCGAUGUGGAGAGGGAACUUUGUGAACGUGCUCAAGAUCACACCGGAAUCAGCCAUCAAGUUCUGGGCGUGGGACGCUGCCAAGAGUGUGCUGUACUCGUGCGAGGAAACACAAGAGGUGCCGGCGCUGGAGCGGUUUGCUGCCGGUGCUGUUGCCGGCGUCACUGCACAGCUCAGCAUCUUUCCGCUCGAAGUCAUCAAGACCCGCCUGGCAACGUCCAAGACGGGCCACUACCGCGGCAUGUUUGACUGUGUCGCCCAGAUGGCGCAUCGUGAGGGCUUUCGUGCUUUUUACCGCGGGAUGCUGCCUGCCCUCAUCGGCGUCAUCCCAUAUGCGGGCAUCGAUCUCGCUGUCUACGAAUUCCUCAAAACAAACUACGCCAUGUCACAGCCCAACAGAGAAACAAACGUGUUUGUCUUCCUCGGCUGCGGUGCGAUAUCAAGCAUGUGCGGUCAGCUCGCCAGCUAUCCCCUCGCUCUCAUUCGCACCCGUGUUUAA
Molecule: messenger RNA, 714 nt
Organism: Salpingoeca rosetta
Lineage: Eukaryota; Choanoflagellata; Craspedida; Salpingoecidae
Exons: 8
Coding region: 1-714 (237 amino acids)
Biological process (GO): transmembrane transport
Molecular function (GO): ATP transmembrane transporter activity
Source: RefSeq, a predicted model, not a curated record